This is a messenger RNA of Knipowitschia caucasica, 987 nucleotides long. The record is from the annotation of a GenBank genome assembly. Lineage: Eukaryota; Metazoa; Chordata; Actinopteri; Gobiiformes; Gobiidae.
AUGAGACUGCGUGGAGGGCGGGACAUAACCCCUGAGCCGGCUCCUGUGUCCUGGCUCCCGGGGGUCCUCACUAAAGGGGUACGGCUGCGGCUGCGCAUGGAUCGUCAUGGAAACCCUGGACGGGACUGUUGGCACCUGGUGGAUCUCGAUGCUGAGAUGAAGCCGAUUGGACGAAGGCGCCAUGGUCCAAACUCUGCUUCUAUCGGUCAGAUGAAUACGGUCUCAGUCGGCGCAGAUAUGCAGACCCCAUCAGCUCUCGGUGCCCAGUUCUUAUCCAGCACUCAGGCCAAGGUCCCAGGCAGGAAGAGAGGAAGACCCCCCAUUCGGAAGCUGGACUUUGAAAGCUGCUACCCGGAGCCACUGACCCCAAUCAAGAUCCCCAAGAAGAGAGGCAGAAAACCCGGCUUUAAGCUGAAGCCCCGGAUGCUGCUGUCCCCUCUGGCCAACUCUCCUCCUAACAGCACCCCUGAGCCAGAGAUGGGCUCCCUCCCUCUGGACGCCGCGCUGGUGCCGCACUCAGCCUCCGCACAGGUCCUCACAGCAGAGACCACCACUCCAGACCUGUAUCUCUGCGACUCAGCCUUCAGCGCCAUAUCUCCUCCGUACAACCACAAACGAGCCUUUGGUUACCGAAGCAACAGCUGCCCCACUCCUGCCCCGGUGUGCAGGCCGCCUUCAAGUCCACGGCGCUACCAUGAGCGCAACAGGACCGCGUACAGCUCGGGGCUCGAGGCCGGCGGCGAGAGCAAGCGUCCGUCAGAUAAGGAUCCGUCGAGCUGGGGCGUGGAGGAGGUGGUCUGCUUCAUCCAGGACGCCGAUCCACAAGCGCUGGGCCCUCACGCAGACACCUUCAGGAAGCACGAAAUCGAUGGAGACGCUCUGCUGCUGCUGAAGAGUGAAAUGAUGAUGAAGUAUCUUGGACUGAAGCUGGGGCCGGCUCUCAAGCUCUGCUACCACAUUGAUAAACUGAAACAGAACCGCUCCUGA